GCGUCGCUUUCGCCGGACACCACCACCUGCCGCUUUCCCCUCUCCCUUCGCCGCCCAUCUCCUCCGCCCCUUUUUGACCCCGAUUAGGAAUCCGCAUCAGGGCCCUGCCUGCGGCGGCAUUCAAUUCCCUGCCCCCCACGAGCCACGAGCACGCCGCCUCCCCACGCCACGCCCCCUCAGCCCGGGCCGGCGCUCCCCCGAGACCGCCGCAUUCACAUGAUGUACCAUGCUAAGAAUUUUUCUGUGCCCUUUGCACAGCAGAGGGCUCAGAAUAAUGAACAUGCAAGUAAUAUUGGAGGUAUUGGUGGACCCAACGUAAGCAACCCUGCUAAUCCUGUAGGAAGUGGGAAACAACGCUUACGAUGGACAUCAGAUCUUCAUAAUCGCUUUGUGGAUGCCAUUGCACAGCUUGGUGGACCAGAUAGAGCUACACCUAAAGGGGUUCUCACUGUGAUGGGUGUACCAGGGAUCACGAUUUAUCAUGUGAAGAGCCAUUUGCAGAAGUAUCGCCUUGCAAAGUAUAUACCGGAAUCUCCUGCUGAAGGUUCCAAGGACGAAAAGAAAGAUUCGAGUGAUUCCCUCUCGAACACGGAUUCUGCACCAGGAUUGCAAAUCAACGAGGCACUAAAGAUGCAAAUGGAGGUUCAAAAGCGGCUACAUGAGCAACUCGAGGUUCAAAGACAACUGCAACUAAGAAUUGAAGCACAAGGGAGAUACCUGCAGAUGAUAAUUGAGGAGCAACAAAAGCUUGGUGGAUCAAUUAAAGCUUCUGAGGAUCAGAAGCUUUCAGAUUCACCUCCAAGCUUAGAUGACUACCCAGAGAGCAUGCAGCCUUCUCCCAAGAAACCAAGGAUAGAUGCAUUAUCACCGGAUUCAGAGCGAGAUAGAACACAACCCGAAUUUGAAUCCCAUUUGAUGGGUCCGUGGGAUCAAGAAAUCUGUGCGAAAAACAUAUGCGGCGUUGCAUUCCCAGUGGAGGAGUUCAAAGCAGACCCUGGUAUGAGCAAGUCUUAAAGCACACUUCUGCGCCUUGACAGAAUUUUUUCAGAGUUGACCUCCCCACGAGAUGAUCAUUCGCAUGUGAAUAUAUAUCAUCUUAACAACAGAAUGUUGCACGGGUUUUUGACCCUGCACCUGAUCCCUUAGCCACGAGCCACGUCCAGUUGUUCUUAUCACUGUAGUAUCCAUCAACAACUCCUGUAAUUAUGAGGAUGGUGUUACAGAGUUUCUAGCAAGCAUGUCCAUCGAGGGAAUAGCCCUGAGCUGAACCAUGUACCAAGAAACAGAACAUGCUUUCACAUUUGCUGAGAAGAGGGCACGCCCCUGGAGCUACCUGAAGCUAUGUUGAUAAAAAAAAAGAUUGUGGUAUAUUUCUGAUCAAUAUUAUUUAUACUGACUU
Sorghum bicolor (sorghum) is the source of this 1399-nucleotide messenger RNA. Its product is annotated as myb family transcription factor PHL7. Gene Ontology annotation, molecular function: DNA binding; DNA-binding transcription factor activity. NCBI's taxonomy places the organism in Eukaryota, Viridiplantae, Streptophyta, Magnoliopsida, Poales, Poaceae. The coding region runs from base 217 to 1014 and encodes 265 amino acids. The transcript is spliced from 7 exons. The record is from RefSeq and is a predicted model, not a curated record.